CGAAACAUUCCAAUGUCAAACCAGCCCCAACUGCCUCGCCUCUUUUCACGCUAACAGUCCGCCAAUGAAAACGUGAGCGCGAAUAAAGCGAGAGCUUGGGAAGUGAAAAAAAGGUGGACGCAAUACUUGCUAGGGGAAGCGUGACAGAAAGGCUGAGAGGGUGUGUGCGAGUGUAAUCCCUGGCAUACAAAAACAAAAACAAUAGAGGUUGAAAGGACAAGAGUAGUGCGACUGAGAGCUAAAGAGUAAAAGAGGGAGGGAGGGAGAGAAAAAAACGAGGGCAGAGGCAGUCACAUUUCUAAAACACCUGAAAACGUGCUGGCGUGUCUGAGCAUCUAUUAAUGGGUGUGCGCCUGCUAAACUACUUUCACAUUUGCGUCUUGACAGCACUGGCACCUGUACUGCAAUUCUUCGGAUCGCGUUCUCUUGCCCAUCAGAAUACCCAACUCUUUCGUACCUGCACAUCCUGUUCAGGACACCUCAGCUAAGUUAGGUAUCAAUUGGAGCACAUAUUGAAGACUUUCUGUCAUACCUCCCACCUCACUUGAGGAUCUUUAACAAUUACGCCGUUUUCUCCGAUUUGUGUUCAGUUGCGGUUUAACUUGUUCUUCACUCUCGUGCGGUUGGCACAAACCCUAUGCCACAGAGUUCACUGGCUUUAGUUUCUUUGGACCCUGUUACUUUUUUCCGAGGGUAUAGCGCCCAUGCCUAACCUGACGCCAGCUUUUAUUGAUACAGAGGGACAACAAACGUUGUGUCACUUACCCUAAUUUUCGAACAAGUCAAGGAAUCGCCUCUACAAUGGAUCUCAGCCCUGCAAUGGAUCACAGCCCUGGUGGAAGUGUAAUUCUCUAUGCGGGAUCUACUGGCAGUGCCAGUCCCAGCCCUGGCAGCCCCUCCAGUGGGUACCAGACCCAGUCACCCUCCUCCCAGUCCCAGCCAUCCUCCCCAGAGGACUUCUCCUUCACUGAGAUCGGGCCCCUGAAGCAGAGGGCUGGAGUGGGCUGUGGCACUGGAUCUUCCAACCACAACAACAAUGGCUCCCACAACGCUGGCACUGGCAGCACCGGUGGCCCCAACAUGGGCAGCUCAGCCACCCCUUCCAAUGCCAGGCUUGUUUUCCAGUUCCCAGAGGUCAAUGGCGCCUCUGUUGCCGCGGCAGUGACCCCAACCAUGGCCUCCGGAGGUCAGGGGUCCUACUCUCACCCAAUGGUCGCCAAGAGACCAUGUGGCUUCACUGGAACUUUUACAAAAACUGGAGGAAUGGUGCUCCUCUGUAAAGUGUGUGGUGACAUUGCAUCAGGAUUUCACUACGGUGUCCAUGCAUGUGAAGGCUGCAAGGGGUUUUUCCGGCGCAGCAUCCAGCAGAACAUCCACUACAAGAUGUGUGUGAAAAACGAGAACUGCCUGAUCAUGCGCAUGAACCGCAACCGCUGCCAGCACUGCCGCUUCAAGAAGUGCCUGUCUGUAGGCAUGUCCAGAGAUGCUGUGCGUUUCGGCCGCAUUCCUAAGCGGGAGAAGCAGAGGCUGUUGGACGAGAUGCAGAGCUACAUGAACAGCCUGAACGAGGCCUCCCCGCCCUCCUGCAUGGAGAUUGACAGCUCCCCCCCACCUGCCGAGAACCCGCCCAGCCCGGCCGAGAGCCAAUCGCCGGAGGAGGCCAUCGGCGCCAUCUCGCAGGCGUACCGCAACAUCUUCGAGGAGAAACCCGAUGUCAAGCCCAUCAUCAACCACAAUAACAACAACAACAACCUGAACAACAGCAUCAACGCCAGUCCAGCGAGGUUCCAUGGCAACAGCCAAUCACAGGACAGUAACCACCCCCACUCCCACCAACAACAGCAGCAGAGCUUCCAUUGCCAACAACCCACAACGACGUCCACUAGCUACCACCACCACCAGGCCCCUUCCCCGGCUCGCUGCCCUGUCACUCACCGGGAUAGCAACGGCAUGCUUGACAACAGCCGCUACAAUAGCCACCAAGAGUCAUCCAAUCAGGGCCAGUCACAAUCACAGUGUCCCGUCUCUCACAACUACCUGACCAAUCAAAACAGCCGCCCCACCACCACCACGACCAAUGGGGAGGCACAGACACAGGGGGCCACUACCUGUCCGUUCCGAUUGGGAGGAGGAGCCAAAGUGCUGGCUUGUCCCCUGAACGCUAGCCCCGUGUCCCCGGCGGGCCGCUCCAGUCAGCAGGUGUGGGAGGCCUUCUCCCAGUGCUUCACUCCCGCUGUCAAGGAGGUGGUCGAGUUUGCCAAGAGCAUACCAGGCUUCCAGGCUCUCAGCCAACACGACCAGGUCAUGCUGCUGAAAGCAGGCACUUUCCAGGUUCUGAUGGUGCGCUUCAGCUCGCUGUUCAACGCCAAGGAGCAAACGGUGACCUUCCUGAACGGGCAGACGUACCCUCUGGCGUCCCUGCGCGCCAUGGGCAUGGGAUCUCUGCUCGGAUCUAUGUUCGAGUUCAGCGAGAAGCUCUCCUCCAUGGGCCUGGAGCCGGACGAGAUGGCACUCUUUAUGGCCGUUGUACUGCUGUCUGCAGAUCGUGCGGGCAUCGCGGACAUGAUGGCGGUGGAACAGCUGCAGGAGGGCCUAAUUGGUGCUCUGCGGGCGCUCGUCACCCGCCGUCGCCCCGACGACAGCUCAAUCUUCUCCAAGCUCCUCCUCCGGCUGCCCGACCUGCGCACGCUCAACACGCUGCACUCCGACAAGCUUCUGGCCUUCCGCAUUGACUCUUAAACUAGCCACUGACGCCAGUAGAUCUACCAACAAGAUCUACCAACUCCUCAUACACACACACACACAAUGACCUUGAGCACAAUACGGACCAAUUACACCCUGAACACACACAAAGGAACACACAUAAGCUAACCGAAGUCCUCAAGAAGGACUUGAGGUUUGGAGGCUUUGGGGAACCAAGGCUGGUCCAUGCAGGUGCUAAAACUUGCCCUUCCAAACUCGUGUUGAGUUGAACUCUUUAUAUAGGCUGUAGCAGCAUCUUCUCAUCGAACAUUUUGAGUGGUUGUACAUUUUUGCGAUCCCACUCACAACGAUGACUGUACAGAACAGUGACUGGACACCUUUGAUAUGAACAAUAGCGAUGGACUUGUGGAACUUCAUUGAAAAAAAACAAAACAGGGGCAUUCUUCAGAGAAAACGCCUUCACAAGCACCUUAUAUCACUCCACACACAGAGACACUCGAUAUGAGCCAAGGAUGGCCCUGGGCAUCAACCACAUUGACGGACAUGAAGAGACAGUCUUCUCAUGCAUAUUCUAACACAUGGGAUGGAUGGAGGGACUUUGGGAGAGGAAAGAGACUGAUGUAUCUAUUUUUAUAAAUGCAUACUUAGAGAGAUAGAAAGAGGGGCGUGAAUGCGAGACAAAAGACAGCAGAGCGCUUCUGUUGCCCUUGGCUGUCUUUUUACUUGUACUGUUUCAGUUUAAUGAGACAUUUUGUUCAGUGUGUAAAUGAGCGAAAGAAGAUGACUGAAAUAUAUCGUCAAUGUGCAAUGCGUAUAUUAUCAGAAUCUAUUUUUUUGGCGGGCUGGGGUAUAGAAAUGGUUCCUCUUUUUUUUUUUAAAGGGGAUGUAUAUUAUAGUUUGGAACGAGGCAAUGAAGACCUCUCUCCAUGCUGCAAAUGACUGAUUGUCCAAACAGUUCCGAACACAUACGAUGCAGUGUGUUUAUAUCAGACCCUCACCUCAAUGACUUGUUUCAUCCUUCCUGUUUGUAUGAUUUUCAUGGCACAUACAGUAUGCAUAGGCACCAUGCAAAAAACUGCGAUAGGCAAGACAUUUAUCCUUCUGUUUCUUUAACAGCAACCCCCCCUCUCUCUCACACACGCACACACACACACACACACACACACACACACAUACACACACUCACACACACGCACACACACACCUUUAUCCACCAAGGUAGUAUCUCAAAGGUACUGUAUGUAUUACACACAAGCCCUCGGGAUCCACACGCUCUUCAUGCACCAAUGCUCUAAUGAAUUCCUCCAACGAUUGUACCAAACACACUUGCAGUCGACCAUUUUCUUCCCAAUGCAGUUUACAGCCCGUCCGAGGCUCCUUCAGAUAACCAAUUGCUUAUUAUUCCACGUUAUCACCAUGAAACCAUGCAUUGAAACCGUUUUACGAAAGCAGUUUUGUAAUGGGCACACAAUAUAAUAUCUUCACAGCCUUUGAAAAUAUGAUUAAAUUAUAUGAAUAUAUAAUAAAUAUGUGAGUAAAUGCUUUAUAUGAGAAACGUCAGUCAUCUUUUUCUGUGGUUAAAUUUGGGAGCCAUGAGCAACGUUUGUCUAUACCAAUGGAGGAGGGAUGUAUUGCCAUUCCUCUGGGGUUUACUGUUCUUGUUAAUGUUGUAUAUAUUGUAAAAUUGUGGACCUAAAUACCACUCCGAGAAACAGAGAGACAUAAGAAGAGUUGUUUAGCUCUGCAAUUCAUUUGCAGAGCAGAGGAAAAUAAAGGGCUUUUUAAUGUGGGCAGAAAAGUGUUUUUUCUGCCUGAUAGAGAAAGGGGUGAUAUGGGGUUGGGAUAAUUGGUGAACACGUAAUUUUACACACACACACACACACACACACACACUGACAGCCAAUAACACGCCCCUGAAAAAAAACAAACAACAAACAACCCAAUUGUGUAUAUUUUGUAAAUGUUCUCUGUUUACUCUUCUUCCGUAGAAAUUAUAUUAAAAAUGAGAUUAUCCAUCA
This is a messenger RNA of Engraulis encrasicolus (European anchovy), 4721 nucleotides long. RefSeq names its product nuclear receptor subfamily 1 group D member 1-like. Bases 802 to 2739 code for a protein of 645 amino acids. Gene Ontology annotation, biological process: hormone-mediated signaling pathway; positive regulation of transcription by RNA polymerase II; negative regulation of transcription by RNA polymerase II. Gene Ontology annotation, molecular function: zinc ion binding; RNA polymerase II cis-regulatory region sequence-specific DNA binding; nuclear receptor activity. The record is from RefSeq and is a predicted model, not a curated record. Lineage: Eukaryota; Metazoa; Chordata; Actinopteri; Clupeiformes; Engraulidae. The transcript has 8 exons.